Messenger RNA from Aspergillus tubingensis, 351 nucleotides. RefSeq names its product RidA family protein. Gene Ontology annotation, molecular function: deaminase activity. Gene Ontology annotation, cellular component: mitochondrion; cytosol. The transcript has 3 exons. The record is from RefSeq and is a predicted model, not a curated record. The coding region runs from base 1 to 351 and encodes 116 amino acids. Lineage: Eukaryota; Fungi; Ascomycota; Eurotiomycetes; Eurotiales; Aspergillaceae.
AUGUCGCGCCAACUUAUCUCGAGCGAGAAGUUCCCUCCCAAGCCUCACAACUGCCCCGCAGUCAAAGUUCCCGGACUUGUUUUUUGUGCCGGUCAAACUGCCACUGGAGAGAUUAAGCAAGCCACACGAACUGUACUCCAAAACCUCAAGGAGGUGCUCGAGCUAUCCGGGUCGUCGCUCGAGCAAGUAGUCAAGUACAAUGUCUACCUGGCAGACAUGAAGGACUUUGCUGCCAUGAACGAGGUGUAUAUCGAUUUUCUGCCCAAGCCAAUGCCUUCUCGGUCGUGUCUGCAGGCAGUUCCUCCGGGCGAUGGAACGGUUAUUGAGAUUGAAUGUAUCGCGCAGGCGUGA